Protopterus annectens (West African lungfish) is the source of this 2465-nucleotide messenger RNA. Its product is annotated as protein brambleberry-like. The transcript is spliced from 11 exons. Lineage: Eukaryota; Metazoa; Chordata; Ceratodontiformes; Protopteridae. Bases 149 to 1882 code for a protein of 577 amino acids. The record is from RefSeq and is a predicted model, not a curated record.
UGGAAGAGCCUCUGUUUGGCUUCAACAAUCAGUGUAUGGUAGAGAGAGUCUACAGCUGCUGUUAAAACAAACAAUGCAAAGUCAUACUUACUUAAGAAAGGUUUACUAAGUUACUGUGGUUAAAGGCCAGAAUAUAAACUUAAGGUUGAUGAUCAUUCCAAAGAUGAACUUGACAAGUGGCCUUUUAUAUCAUGUCUUCUUUGUCUUUAUUCUCAUCUCUUCCUUGAGGCCCUCCUAUGGGUUCUUUGACUGGUUGAAUGUCAAAACUCCACCUCCUACUCCUGCUCCUGCUCUCACUCCCACCCCUACAUCAUCUUCCCAUGAUGCUGAGCUCAUUCCCAACACAGUUUUUGAGAUGACUACUGCAGAUGAAAAAUUCUUGGCCGAGGCAAAGCAUCUGAACCUCUCUCCACUGGACAGCUGCCAUUACAAAGUCAUUGCUCAGCUUCAGUCCUCCUGCAGUGACAUGUCUGAAGAAGAGCUGGCCAAACUUGGAGUUCAACUGUACAACUGCCAGGCAGAAGUUGAAGGUCGUAGGACAUACCUCUGCACAGAGGAAAUGACUUUAGGGGAAUGCACUGCUGAUAUGGACCCAGAUACCUGGAAUGCUUAUCACAUUGUCAGCAACAGAGCGCGAUCUGUAUGCUAUGCCACACGACAGCUGCACUUCAAGCGCCAGACAGAGCACACAGUCAAUGCAUUGGUCACCACAGCCUCCAGUCAGUUGGAGGCCAUGAAAGUGCUUAAGGCUGGACAGGAAGAGCUGAAGGAGCUGACUGCUGCUUCCCUUGAGAAGGUGGUGAAUAGUCAGAAUGAACUGGUAUUGCAGCAGGAAAAGCUGCAGAGUGGCCAUGAGCAACUGGAUUCUUCAAUCAAUGACAGCCUGGAGAAACUGGCCAGUGAAAAAGCUUUGAUUGCUUCUGGACACAAACAGGUGGCUGAUCUCAUUGAGGGUAUUACCCAUAAAAUGGGCAUAAGCUUGUCUGCCAUUUACACAUGUGUCCUACACAUUGGUUACCUUAUGGUGGCAGCCCUAGUAAUGACGUUCUUGCAGACCCCCAGCUUCUCUCAUGCCAUCCUGCUGCUAGUGGUUAUACUCAAUGCGGUUUCCAAGCUCAACAGUGGUAUCUCCUUGGAUUUCAAGUGUCUUACCAUCUUUUUGACUCUAACUGUUGUUGGGAAUUGGAUGCUAAUGAACUUUCUAAAAUGUGUUGUGAAGAUGAAAUCCUUCAAGUCUAAGUGCAUAGUUUCAGCUAUUCAGCCUGUACCACAGCAUAACCCAAGACAAGAGCCUGAAGACAGCUUCUGUUCUUCAACACCAGACAGAAUUUCUGAGAUUGCCAAGUUUAAAGAAGACCUGAAGAAAUUGGCGAACGAAAGUUGUAUACCAGAGGAAUCCUGCUUUGAAAAGAUGUAUAGAGGAAAAGAUGAGGGAUCGCUUUUGGAAGAAACUCUUACUGAAUGGAAGACAAACACUAGUUCCACUGUUAAACAUCUUACGUACUCAAGCCCAGCACUUAAAAAACGACACAGCCUGACUAAUUCUGCUAGGAGAGAAGCAGAGCUAAUGACAGAAAAUGCCACCCAGCACAACCUAUCAUCUGUGCUUGAUACUUCUACUGGAUCCAAGCUCUACAGUUCGAAUCAGUCAGUGGUCAGCAAUAAAUCUGUAUCUUUCUCACUUCGCAAGUCCUGCCAAGGUAUCACCAGGUCUGGCUUACCUUGUAGAAACAAAGUUUUUGGGCAAGAAUUCUGCUAUGUCCAUGCCUCAGGACAGAGUUCUUUUACUGCUGGAUCAGCUGCCUCUCCAGCAAGUGAGAGCAACACUGAAACAUCCUUUUCUAUCAGUCAUUUACAGAUUGCUCCAUAUCACCAUGACUGAGACUAAUAAAGGGACCCAUGUGUAGUCUAAGAGCAUUACCUUCUCUAACCAGUCAUGGCAUUUAUUAGUUUUGGAGAGAGCACAUCUGUAUAUCUUCAGUGUGUGAUGGGUGUUUUUUUUUUCUCAAAGUUGGAAAUUAUGCUUACAAGGGCUGUUUUUAUAUAUGUAUGCAUAUAGUUUGCAUUUUUGCUUGUAUAAUGCAUAAGCUACACAGAUGCAUCACUUUGUGAGCUGUCACUCUCCAGUAUUUUUCUGCAGCAUGUGUAGGAAUACAGAAGCUGUAUUUCUUAAGAGAAUGAAUUUUGUACAUCUGUUUAACUAUAUGCAUCACAAUAAAUAAAAUAGGACAAAGACACCUAAAAUGCAGGUUGGCAGAUCUGCACUGGUGUGUGGCAUUUGCCAAGCAGACAACCUUAAUACUAUGGAAUAUUUGCCAUUUAAGUUUGAAGGUAUAAUGUAGGAAUAGAAGCAUUUCCUUAUCCAAAUGAUUGGGAAAUCUUAAUGCUGCACUUUUGAAACUAUUACUUCUAUAGAGUCUUGAAAUACAGCACUAAUCUCUCUAGAGUUUUAAAUUACAGCACUA